ACCAACCCACCCACCACACCAUCCAAGGACGACUUGAGGUUGUCGCUUCUUCCCCUUCGCCCCCAACAGAUUCCGUGCUCUCAGCGAUCCAAGGGGAACCCCCAAGGAUGCCGCCGCCGGCGACCAACGCGGCGGACUCGGUCGCGGACGACAAGCCGCUGGUGCUACUGGCGCAGCCGCUGUUCCCGCACUUCGCGGCGGCGCUGGAAGACCGGUACCGCUUCGUCCUGGCCGCGGACGCCGACGCGGCCGCGGCCGCCGAGGCGCGGGUGCUUCUCGUGCCAGGGCUUAAGGUGGUGACCGCCGAGCUCAUCGACAGGCUCCCGGCGCUGGAGCUCGUGGUGGCGACCUCCGUCGGGGUGGACCACGUCGACCUGGACGCGUGCCGCCGCCGCGGGCUCGCCGUCACCAACGCCGGGGGCGCCUUCUCCGUCGACUCGGCCGACUACGCCGUGGGACUCGUUGUCGCCGUGCUGCGCAGGGUCGCCGCCGCCGAGGCGUACCUCCGGCGCGGAAGGUGGGCCACGGACGGCAAGUACCCGCUCGCCACCAAGGUGAGCGGCAAGCGCGUGGGGAUCGUGGGGCUGGGCCGGAUCGGCUCGCUGGUGGCGCGGCGCCUCGCCGCCUUCGGGUGCCCCGUCGCCUACCACUCCCGGUUGCCGAGGCCGUCGUCUCCGUACGCCUUCUUCCCGACGGUGGUCGCGCUGGCGGCGGAGAGCGACGUGCUGGUGCUGUCGUGCGCGCUGACGGAGGAGACGCGGCACAUGGUGAACCGGGAGGUGAUGGAGGCGCUGGGCGGGGGCGGCGUGCUCGUCAACGUCGGCCGCGGCGGGCUGGUGGACGAGCCGGAGCUCGUGCGGUGCCUGCGGGAGGGCAUCAUCGCCGGGGCCGGGCUCGACGUCUACGACAAGGAGCCGGACGUGCCGCCGGAGCUCUUCGCCAUGGAAAACGUCGUGCUGUCCGACCACAGGGCCGUGCUCACGCCGGAGUCCAUGGCCGCGGCGCUGGACAUCGUCUCCGGAAACCUGGAGGCCUUCUUCGCCGGGAGGCCGCUGCUCAGCCCCGUCACGCUCUGAACUCACAUGAUCGGGGCGGCUCCAACUAUAUGGUGCAAAUAAAAUUGCAUUGCCUCUUUCUUGACAGGACGGUUUCUAUGGUUCUUAACUUUGCGUCUGUGGUUCCCCGUUUGAUCAGUGAUGAGGUCCGCCCAUCUUCUUUCUUUCAA
Molecule: messenger RNA, 1225 nt
Organism: Setaria italica (foxtail millet)
Lineage: Eukaryota; Viridiplantae; Streptophyta; Magnoliopsida; Poales; Poaceae
Product: glyoxylate/hydroxypyruvate reductase HPR3
Exons: 2
Coding region: 108-1076 (322 amino acids)
Cellular component (GO): cytosol
Molecular function (GO): hydroxypyruvate reductase [NAD(P)H] activity; NAD binding; glyoxylate reductase (NADPH) activity
Source: RefSeq, a predicted model, not a curated record